Molecule: messenger RNA, 903 nt
Organism: Macrosiphum euphorbiae (potato aphid)
Lineage: Eukaryota; Metazoa; Arthropoda; Insecta; Hemiptera; Aphididae
Source: the annotation of a GenBank genome assembly
AUGACUUUCUAUUAUAAAGGACAUGAAGAAAAAAUUCCAGAAGUAAAAUGUUGGUAUGCAAAAACAAUAGUGUAUGAUGCAAUAAAAGCUGGCAGUAUAGAUGGCACUGAUAAAGAACCACACGAUGCUGGAAUUGUUAGGGCAUUAAAUUCCAAUUAUAAAACGCCUUACAAGGCAAAAGGAAAUCCUCUAAAUACAAUAUUUGUUGGCAGACUAAGCUUAGAUACAACGGAACAAGAUUUAGAAAAUGAAUUUUGUCGCUAUGGUAAAAUGAUAGCUUUAAGGCUGGUUAAAGAUUUAGUAACUGGUUUAAGUAAACGAUAUGCUUUUAUAGAGUAUGAAACAUUUAAAAUGGCAUUGAAUACUUAUGCACUUUGUAAAAAACUAGUACUAAAGAAUUCUGAGGUAUUUGUGGACUUUGAAUGUGAACGAUUACUACCUGGUUGGAAACCUCGAAGAUUAGGUGGAGGUUUUGGAGGUGAAAAACAAUCAGGUCAACUUAGAUUUGGCGGCAGAGUAAGAAGUUUUAGACCACCUUUAAAUCUGGACGACUUUAAAUGGAAUAUACCAAAUAAUAAAAAAGACAGAGAAAUUAGAAAAUCAAUUAGAACUCAAUCUACUAGAAACAUUCAUUCAAAUUCUGUUAGCGUUUCAACUACAUCUGCGCCUUCAAUUAUAUCAUUACCAUUAACACCACCAUCACAACCAGCUAUAGUUUUACCAUUAACACCCCCUUCGUAUUCAAAUGCACUGUUACCAUUAACACCACCUUCACAAUCAAUAAUUGUCUUACCAUUAACACCACCUUUAAAUUCAACUGUCACAUUACCAUUAACGCCACCAUCUCAUUCAACUACAUCUUUACCUUUAACGCCACCCCCAAAUUCAAUUCCACCUUCUUGA